This is a messenger RNA of Vespula pensylvanica (western yellowjacket), 1061 nucleotides long. RefSeq lists its product as uncharacterized. The transcript has 6 exons. Gene Ontology annotation, molecular function: peptidyl-tRNA hydrolase activity. Bases 255 to 827 code for a protein of 190 amino acids. The record is from RefSeq and is a predicted model, not a curated record. Lineage: Eukaryota; Metazoa; Arthropoda; Insecta; Hymenoptera; Vespidae.
UAUAAAUCUUCUGUAAAUCUUUCGAAAUAGUUUGCGAUAGUGUGGUAAAACGUUAACUCAGCAUAGAAGCGUAUUUCGAUUACUUAAGACGUGAACUAAUAAAUAAUACUCGUCAAAACGAUAUUUUCGUUGAAAUAUUAAAAGGAUGUGUGCAUAGAAAUUUCGUAAAAUAUUUAAGAAGUAUAAAUGUUACAAGCAUAUGCGGAUAUACGUGAUCACGUGACAACCGUUGAAACAGAAUUAAAAAUCACGAGAUGCCAAGAAAAAUAGUCGCAAAACAAUAUUCGAGCCAAGAAUCUUUGGCUUUGAUACAUCAAUGCGAAGGUCGUUCGAACCGAGAAUGUAUACGAAAUGACAAUUCAAAAAUUGUUAUGCGAAGGAAGAAGAUAUAUGAAGUAUAUAAUAGGAAGAAAAUUCUUUCUAAAUCAAAACAUAGCAAAAUUCGAAAACUAUCAUGUAUCAACAAGAUUGGACCUUUAGACUAUGUCUUUUAUUCUAUCCUGAAUACAAGUUAUAAUAUGGAUCAAGGAACUGCCACAGCUGCGAUAGCACGUGGUUUAAUAGCAUUGAAUAAAAGAUUAGAUUCCAAUAACAUAACGAGCUAUUAUUUAAAUAAAUGGACGCAAUCUGGAGAGAACAUAAUGGUUUUAAAAGGCAUCGAUAGUAAACAUUUAAAAUAUCUUCACAACGAAGCUAAAUAUUCUGCAAUUGACUUGCACUUUCUGCAUCAACGAUGGUCAAAUGGAAGAGACAUCAUAGUCUUAACAGUGUUUGGGCAACAAGAAUAUCUACAAGACAUUUUUGAAGGAUUAUUACCUUUACGGUAGAAUAAGAAUUACCGAUUAGCAAUACAUAUGGAUGUAUGCAUUUGUACAAAUAUUUGUAAUUUGUACUUUACAAUGAAAUGUACAUGUUAUUAUAUUUUUUAUGAUGCACUUAUUAGAAACCCAUUGUAAUAACUCAGAAACCAAAUUUUUGAGUUAAUACAACAAAAUACUAACAGUGCAAGAAUUGAAAGUAUCUGAGUUGAUAUUCACAUCACGUAAACAUUCAUAAUGUAA